AUGCUUGUCACCCGAGUCCUCGCCGUCGCCGCUUUGGCAGUCACGAAUGUUCUGGCUAUUGCAAACAUCGAUCAGACCGUGUCGGACAUACAGGAGAUCACCCACAAGACCAGGGUCGUCAAACGCGCUAUCGAAAACUUCAACGGCGGAAUUCCUAGCGCUCUAAGGGUUGCAAAUGCCAUUUACAGCGCCCAUGCUGCUGCUGAAAUGACGCGAAAGCACAUCGGGAGCUCCGAUCCAUUCUCUGAUGAGGAUGGUGACAAGACCAUGGAUGCAUACAAUGAAUUUUAUCCAGUGCUGCUCGCGACAUUGCAAGCUGGCCAAGAAAAGGCACCCGAAGUGAGAAGGUCCGGCUUUGCGUACUUGACGCAGGGUAUGGUCAGCAAUCUGUACAACGAGAAGACUCGCGUCGAGGAAGCCAUGCACAGUCAAUUGUCGAGCAACCACAGCCGCAUGCUUGAGCCUACCAUGCACCAGGUUGACAUAGAGUUCAAGAAAACCUUGGAUUCUUACCAGGGAUAG
This is a messenger RNA of Penicillium argentinense, 522 nucleotides long. RefSeq names its product cell wall mannoprotein 1 family protein. Gene Ontology annotation, cellular component: extracellular region. The transcript is spliced from 2 exons. The record is from RefSeq and is a predicted model, not a curated record. NCBI's taxonomy places the organism in Eukaryota, Fungi, Ascomycota, Eurotiomycetes, Eurotiales, Aspergillaceae. The coding region runs from base 1 to 522 and encodes 173 amino acids.